Solea solea (common sole) is the source of this 5794-nucleotide messenger RNA. RefSeq names its product AT-rich interactive domain-containing protein 3B-like. Bases 153 to 1943 code for a protein of 596 amino acids. The record is from RefSeq and is a predicted model, not a curated record. Gene Ontology annotation, molecular function: DNA binding. NCBI's taxonomy places the organism in Eukaryota, Metazoa, Chordata, Actinopteri, Pleuronectiformes, Soleidae. Gene Ontology annotation, biological process: regulation of transcription by RNA polymerase II. The transcript has 9 exons. Gene Ontology annotation, cellular component: nucleus.
CACGCUCCUGCUCGGCGCCCGCUUACGUUCACAUGAGCUCAAACCUCCCGACAGAAGCAGCUGGACGCAGCUUUUACUAGCGGAAAAGAGUUGGCCAACUCAACUUAACGUUUUCUAACGGGAGAAAAGAGGAGUGAAACUUUUUAACCUGAAUGCCCAGCAUGUCUCAAGAUCCUGGUGUAGCCUUUCCUCAAAGCACCUCUACAGGGGGAAUGAAGCUGGAAGCAGUAAUGGAGCAACUCCAACGCCAACAGCAGGCCCGACUGGAAAUGGAGCGCAAGGAGAGGAAACUCAGAGAGGCUCACAUCAUGUAUGCUCAGCAGGUUGCUGCCCAGCAGGCAAUUCUGGCAGCCGCCCGGGCUUCCGGGGCCAGCUUCAUGGGCAAAAGCCUGGCUGGGGGUAUCCCUGGUGGCGGGUUACCACCCCGGGUUUCCAAUCAGAGCAGUGUAGACUCAGAAAGAGAGGAUGAUGAGGACAGAGGCAGGGAUUCUGGGGAUGACGAUGAUGACAAUGAGAUGAUGGAGGGAGAUGAGGGCAGUGAUGAGGACGAGGGAAGUGCCAGUGGUCUGGAGUUCCUCCGCAAGCAGACCCUUGCUUUGCAACAGAGUGCCUCCCGCAUCCCGGCUCGUCCAUUUGGCAGUUACUCAGCUUCAGCCCCUCAGAGGGCUGCAUCGCCACCUAUCAGAGUGAAGCAGGAACCCGACGAGGGCCUGUCUCCUGCAGGGCCUCACUCUGCUGCCUCACCUAAUGGACAGGCGGACUGGGGCUUUGAAGAUCACUUCAGACAGAAUGGGAGUGCAGGCUGGGCAGAUGAGGCUGACAGUAGCAGAGGGAGAGGAGAGGCCUCCAGAGACUUUGCAAAGUUGUAUGAGCUCGACAGUGACCCCAAAAGGAAGGAGUUUUUGGAUGAUCUCUUCACCUUCAUGCAGAAAAGAGGAACCCCUGUCAAUCGUAUCCCCAUCAUGGCCAAGCAGGUCCUGGACCUGUACAUGCUGUACAAGCUGGUGACAGAAAAGGGGGGACUGGUGGAGGUCAUCAACAAGAAGAUCUGGAGAGAAAUCACAAAGGGGCUCAACCUGCCUACCUCUAUCACCAGUGCAGCUUUCACCCUGCGCACACAGUACAUGAAAUACCUAUACCCCUACGAGUGUGAGCGGAAAGGCCUCAGUUCACCGAGUGAGCUCCAGGCCGCCAUCGACAGUAACCGACGCGAGGGUCGUCGUCCGAGCUACAGCAGCAGCCUCUUCCGCUUCUCUCCUUCUCCCAGCACAGCUCCUCACAUCCUUUCUUCACCCAAGAUGCACCUUUCGGCUCUGGGAGUGGGUGCAUCGGUGGCCCUCAAUGGCCUACAUGCUUCACCAGGACUUUCUCUGAAAAAAGAAGACCUGACCCCCUCCCUCAUGGCAACCAGGCCCUCCAUGGCACUGGCUCUGGGUCAGCAGCAGGUUGCUGGUUUGGCCAGAGCCGCCACACUGGAGCAGUUGAGAGAAAAGCUGGAGACUGGCUGCGGAGGAGAGGGACCCGAGAGGAAGAUGGCCCGUCUGGCAGAAGAACAGCAGCGCCUGAUGCAGCAGGCUUUCCAGCACAACCUGCUGGCCAUGGCCUCCCAAAUGCCUAUGAACCUGCGCCUGGGAGCCCCCACCAUCACCACCAGAGAGGAGAAGCAGCAGGAUAUGUCUCUGAGCAUCUCGACUAAUGGAAAUGCCAGCAUCACUGUCUCAGUGGAGGUUAAUGGCACAGUCUAUUCAGGAACCCUGUUUGCCCACAAGUCUAGUGGGGCCCCGGGGCCUGCUGUGUCGGCCGCUGCUGCUUCAGCCUCCCCUGCUGGCACCAGCACUAGCUUUGGUUUCUCUGCACCCAUGGCUCAGACCCUCAGCCCCACAUCCUCCUCCUCCUCCAAGGGUCCUGGUUCAGCUGAGCCUGUCCCCAGUGGGUCACCCUGACUCACGCUGCCCUUUGCUCCUGCUCCACAGGCCUCUCUUCCCCCGGGAGACCCUGCAUGAAUAUACAGUACAAUGAGAAACCAAUAAGAAUAACAAACUGUUGCACAACAAAUACCUCAUCAACCCUGUCAACGUCUUGGCUGUCCAAUCAUGAACACAGAGCCUGAGAAUAUUAUAUGAUAACUUGUGCCCAAAUGCACAGCUAUGCAUUUUAUUCAACACACACACUACAAACACACACACACACACACACACGCAUACAUACACAGCCACACAAUCCAUGCACAUUUGUUAAUCCUAAUGUACAUGCUAAACACAAUCAGCUCAGCCAAAACCCACUGACAGGUGUAGUCAUAACUGAACUUGAAAAGUUUUAUCUUAGAACGUUUUUUGUUUGUUUGUUGCCAUUUUGUUGUCUUUUUUUUUUUUUUGAUUUUGUGUUAAAAGAAUGAAUUUGUUUUUAGUUUUUUUUUCCCUUUUUACAUACCUCAAAUCAAGUAACCUGCAGUGGUGUCUUUACCUCAGGAGCUGUAGUAUAUUUAACCUGAAUCAACUUUAUUUUUGUAUUCUUUAUGACCUUGCUGCAAUCAGGGAAGUCGGGUAAUCUCUCACCGGUGGCACCUCGUGUACAGAGCGCCCACCUCACAGUGACAGGCCUCCAAUCUGGCCAGCUCAGGUUUCUUUACCAUGCUGUAGCCACGUUGCUGAACUAACCGGUGAAUGAUCAGAUGCUGUAGAUCAGCACAUUACAUACCUCAUACCUCAUCCACGCUCAGUAUAUAUUAUGUCAGCUCCAUUAUAGGAGGGCUGGAUGUACAAACCUUAAAUUCAGCCUCCCACAAGUCUGCUAAAGCUGUCCCUAAAAAUGCACAAAUCAGAGGGAAGAGCAACUCUGAUCGUCUGCCUGCAACAAACCCAGCUGAUGCUGAGCUCCCUUUGUAUUUUACAGCGCGGUAGCACUGAGGCCACCCCCUGCUACAGAAUCAAGUGUGAGUUUGUUGUUACUCAUUUUGUGUGUGCAUCCCUCCUCCAGCUGCAGCCACGGAGCUGAAUGUCCAUCAACAAGUAGUUCUCAGACCUCAUACUGGCCUCUCCACUCUGGAGGGGGGCAUCUCUCUCUCCCUCUCUCUCUCAGGAAGCAAUGUGACAGCUGUAAGGAAUCACUGUUGAAUUAAAGGGAAAAAUAAGGAUUUGUACCUGAUGAAUGCACAAGUCUUCGUGACUGUUUCAAGAAUACCUCAUCUGACUCCAUAAAAAAGGGGAGUUACGCUAUAUACCUCAUAUGGCUGUAAAGCCAAGGAGACUUGACGCCCCAAACCUGUGAUGGAAACCGUUCCUUAACUGACCUAAAAGUACUGACACGACGCUGGUGGUUUUGGGACAAACAGAACUGGGAUGGGCUUAUAUCUCCCUUCUCCUGUAUUUACCUGUAGAAAUAUCUUGUUGUUCUUUUCCUGUUUUUCUUUUUCUUUUUUUCCCUGUUCCUCAAAGUAUUGUCUGAGAAGAAUCCGAUAUCUGCAUCAUUUUCAGGGAAGAGGAAAAGAGCAGUCGGUUGCUCACUGACGGCUGUAGUUUUGUAGGAUUGACGAAAGAUUUCAAGGUCACAGGGGUCUACGAAGGUUUUUUGUUUUGAAAGGCCAUGCUUACCUUAAAUUUGAAUGCAAAUUUCUGAAUCGCAGUUAAUGUCUUCUUUCACAAUAGCGGCGAAAAUAAUAUGCAUGUGUACAAUCAUGUGACCAGCUUUAACACCCUUGUCCUUUCUGGUUCACGUUCGACUGUGGUUAUUGCACAGCUGGAUACCAAAGACUAGCCCAGUCACUCCUCGAGAAUGAUCCCUCAUAUUAUCCUGCUCGCACCCACUGUGGCGCACAGAACAGCAUUUCAAGGUUUGUUUUGGACCGGACAAAAAUGUUGCAUCUAAUCUUGUUUAAUCUAAUUUUGAUUUUUUUUUUUUUUGUUUGUUUGUUUUUCUAAAGCUUGUAAAGAUAUAUUUAGGGUGAUGUGAGUUAAAUUCCUUUGAUUUUGUGAUAUGUAAAGAUGGACAUUUUUUAUAACUUAAGCAGUUAUUUAAGUGUCAUGGACCCAGAUGCUGUUCCUCAUAUCUCCCCAAUCUAAUCCCACCCACUAUCAACACAGUGCUUCUCAUUCAGAGGCCAACGCGUUUGAAAACGACUGGGUUGUCUCCUCGAUUGUGAAGUAUUUUUCCUCCCUUUAAAAUGAAUCCUUAGCAUUUUGAAAUACCUUUUAAGAAUGAACACGAGUUUUCUAGCAUUAUCUGUAUUGAAUGUGAGGCAUUUUCACGGUUUAGAAACCUCUGUAAACGCAGUGUGUAAUGAGUCGGGCAGCCUUGUUGCUUUUUAUUAGACUGUACUUUAGCCAUUACGUGUCAGCUUUUGCAGUGAAGAUCACAGUUGCGGGUUAGAGGGGCUGGACGACGGUGCUGUUAAGUCCUUUUGUUGUACCCUUCAGUGUGACACAGAACUGUAUUUUAUAAAGGUGAGAAUUUUAGAUGCUGCCUUAAAAGUAGUUGCUGGUGAGAUCCAGCCACUGGCUGGGGAAACGUCGUUCUCUUCAAGCUUAAUCCUUUGAAGAGUAAUCACUUUUCUUUUCUUUUUUUUCUUUUAGGGGGUGGGGGAGGGGGUUUAAACGAUUCAAUCAGAUGUUAAACACCAGUUGUGAGAGGAGAUAGUUGUUAUUUAUUCGUGUUUUUGUUUUUCUGGUGGACCUCGUGUUCGGUAACGUCGAAGCUUAAUCUUUUUAGGCUCUUGUUACCGAAACACUUAAUUAUUUCUAAGUCCGAGCUUUCUGAUUCAUCUGCUCAGUCUAAGCAAUGACUGUUUGACAAUGUAGCCUCACUGCCUUUAUAUGUGUGUGAGUGUGUGUGUGUGUGUGUGUGCAAGCAGGCCCUACUAACACUUGUAAUAACAAUUAGAUACUUUAGAUGGCGCCACUGCCAUGAUUACAGUGGGGGAAGGAGGUGCUUAGUUUCCUUAGUGGUGACACUAAUCGCAAAUACCUUUUAGUUGCCAGUUUGUUCAGUGGUUCUGGUCACUUGGCUUUAAACCUGGCAACCGUCUAGUCAUCUCCCUGACCUCCACGCACCCCUCCCCUCUGACUUGUUGUGUGAACGAGUAUGAGUGUGCGUGACUUUUAGAGACACCCUCUACCCAAACCUCAUCAUACCACAAUACCUCAGGGCAGUGGGACGUGUAUCCACUGUUGCAUUUAAUAUUGAAACUGCAUCGGGAGACGAGUACUGACAGAAGCUGCAGUCACUUCACUGAAUGUUCAUUUGGUUUUGGUGUUGCAUUUUUGGAUCUUUAUUCUUUACUUUUUUUUUUGUCAGUAACUGCAGGUGAAGUCUCGUCACUCAGGAAGCUGUGAAGUUUAAAAGUCUGCAGAACCUUUUGUCUCUCAGAUGAUUUUGGAGUUUAAUUCAGUUUAAUUGUUUAAAAAAAACUAACCUGAUCUGUGUAAAAACAGGUGCAUAUGCAAGUGGUUAUUGAAUACCUCAUUUAUCAAUUUUAUGUUGUUUCUGGCUUGUACAAUGCUCCGUAUAUUAAUUCAACUGUGGGGUUUGUGCAUAUUUUUGUACUGUUAUUAUUAUUAUGGAUGUGAUAAUAACAAUAUUACUGAUAUUAUAGUUUUCUCUUUGAUUAAAGUAAACAAAAAAAAAACAGGACAAAAUACAUGAAUGCUUGUAAAAACUGGUUUGUGCUGAUUGUAUUUAAGAGGAGCACUUUUCCAAAGUGGUUUUCACACAUUCAGUUUUGUUCAUAUUAGUAAUAUAAAGAUAUGGUUCUCAGGGCUUUAAACUUGUAUGUCAUGAUAAAGUUUUACUUUAUAUCUUA